GAAGAAGAGAGAUCUUAACGUCAAACAUCACACAUACUGAACCAACCAAACAGCAAAUUAUAAACAAGAUGAAAACAAUGUUUGCUGUGCCAUUUAAGAAAGCGUCUACGGAUUACGACUUAUCAUUAUACUGCUGAACUUUUCUCAAGCGUCUGGAGGACCGAAAUAUAUCACUUUUAGCAACGUUAAAGUGCAUGAACAGUCAUAGACAUGUCAAAAUCAGAAAAGAGCAGAGGCACAGAGGAGUAUGAAUCAAGACACCUGCCUAUUUACCAGCACAGAGACGAACUCAUUCAGGCUGUAAGAGAAAACACGUUCCUGAUCGUGACGGGUGAAACUGGCAGCGGAAAAACCACUCAAUUGCCUCAGUACUUGUAUAAAGCAGAUCUUUGUAGGCAUGGCGGAAUUGGUAUAACACAGCCCAGGAGGGUUGCAGCUAUCACUGUUGCCCAGCGGGUGUCUCAGGAGAUGGGUGUCAGGCUGGGUGAGGAGGUGGGCUACCAAGUGCGCUUUGAUGACUGCUCUACAAAGGACACUGUGAUUAAAUACAUGACAGAUGGCUGUAUGCUGAGGGAGAUUCUCGCAGACCCCAGUUUGACACAGUUCAGCAUAGUGAUCCUGGAUGAAGCCCAUGAGAGGAGCUUGAAUACAGAUGUUUUGCUUGGAUUACUUAAAAAGACUCCGUCAAAAGGGUCCCAUGGCCGUAAAACACCCCUGAAAGUGAUUGUGAUGUCAGCGACAUUAGAAACUGAAAAGCUAAGCUCUUUUUAUGGGCACUGUCCUGUAUUCACCAUUCCUGGGCGUACAUAUCCAGUGAAGGAGAAAUUCUGCAAUCUGAUUGGUCCAAAAGAUAAAGAUAGUUCUGUCUACAUGAAAGAGGUGGUGAAGAUGGCUUUAGAUGUGCACACAAAUGAAGCAGCAGGGGAUAUUCUGGUCUUCUUGACUGGACAGUCUGAAAUCGAGAAAGCUUGUGAUUUGCUCUUUAACAAGGCUGAAGUCUUAGACUACCGGUAUGAUGUCCAUGAUCGAGCUGUUGAAGGUCUUCUUAUCCUACCUUUGUAUGGAUCCAUGCCAACAGAUCAGCAAAGGCAAAUAUUUCAGCCUGCACCUAAAGGUAUAAGAAAGUGUGUGGUAGCAACCAACAUUGCUGCAACUUCACUCACAAUCAAUGGAAUCAGAUAUAUUGUUGACAGUGGAUUUGUGAAACAGCUAAACCACAACUCAAGGGUUGGAUUAGAUAUUCUGGAGGUGGUACCAAUUUCAAAGAGUGAGGCUAAACAGAGAGCUGGUAGGGCUGGGCGAACUUCAGCAGGGAAAUGCUUCAGGAUUUACAAUAAAGAGUUCUGGGAAACAUGCAUGCCAGAGUACACCAUACCAGAGAUUCAACGGACCAGCCUUACGUCUGUCAUUCUCACACUGAAAUGUCUCGGAGUCCAUGAUGUAAUUAGAUUUCCAUAUCUUGACUGCCCAGAGGAAAGGUUUAUCCUAACAGCUUUAAAACAGCUGUAUCAGUAUGAUGCCAUUGAUAGGAGAGGUGAAGUGACCAAACUGGGCCGAUUAAUGGUCGAGUUCCCUCUUCCUCCUAAUCUUACCCGUGCACUGAUCAAAGCUGCCACUCUCGGAUUUGAAGAUAUCAUGCUGCCUGUGGCUGCCAUGCUCUCAGUAGAGAAUAUCUUCAUUCGACCAGGCAAAUCAGAAGCACAAAAGGAAGCUGAGAUCAGACACCAAGAGAUAGCAGCGUGUGCUGGCGGUUCCAACGAUUUCCUCUUGCUACUCUGUGUCUUUGAAAAGUGCAAAGCGAGUGACAAUCCAUCCUCAUGGUGCAAAGAUCACUGGAUCCAUUGGAGAGCAGUAAAGUCAGCUUUCAGCGUUGAGACUCAGCUGAGGGAGAUCCUUUACCGUCUUAAGCAGCAGAAAGACUUUCCACACGAGACGUUUGCGGGCAGUAGGAGUGAGCUGCUGCGGCAAUGCCUUUGCCUGGGUUAUUUUACCAAUGUAGCCAGGAGAUCUGUUGGGAAAUCAUUCUGCACCAUGGAUGGGCAUGGAUCUACCAUUCUCAUUCACCCUUCAUCCUGUCUCUUUGGUCAAGAAUUGCAGCUGGACUGGAUCAUCUUCCAUGAUGUGUUGGUCACCUCCCGAGUGUACGUAAGAACAGUAUGCCCCAUCCGUUACGAGUGGGUGAAGGACCUGUUGCCAAAGCUGCAUGAAAUAGACGUCUAUGAGCUGAGUAGCGUCGCAAGAGAGGAAGUAACUGACGAUGAAAUGGCCCAGUGGGACAAGAAAGAGGCAGCAAAAAGACAAGCAGAGGCGGCAGAGGACACAGCAAAGAAAAUGGAAAAGAGAAACAAUGAAAGUUCAAUCACGGAGGCUCGAGCCCGAUACCUGGAGCGAAAACAGAAUCGGCUACAAAGAAAGGACACGUAAAAGGGGGAGAGAGGCACGAUCAGAUAUAUACCACAGAUCCUGCAGCUGCUGAAUUCUAAUACUGGAAAAGACUUUAUAAUCUGAGAUUGCAGAACGUAAUCCCUUUUUUACUGGCAAAGCUCUCUGGUUAUCUUUUCAGUCGUCCCUGUGGAUUUGGAAUGUAGACCUUAUUCACAGCAGCACCUUCUUUUAUUUUUGACGGCAAUGAGACUGCGAGGGGAAGACGUACACUCUCUUCAGUGGGAUGUACUGUAGUUUAAAGUGUUUUUGUAUUGUUCUGCAGACAAAACAUUGAUAAAAUAUCUGUCCAAGAACAUUCAGUUGACAAAAACUCCAUACAGCAUAAGAAUCAGAUGUGAUCAAGGAGCUUUGUACAGCUUUAUACAGGGGAUGUCAGUGAAGAGACUCUAAGUCUAUCCCUCAGGCUCGUUUUCAUUCCUGUUAAAAAUCAAAGAUGGCGCUGCUGUGAAUAAGGUCUGUAAAUGGAGUCACAAUUAGCAAUAAACAUUUUUAAGUCUUAUUUUA
Molecule: messenger RNA, 2949 nt
Organism: Myxocyprinus asiaticus (Chinese sucker)
Lineage: Eukaryota; Metazoa; Chordata; Actinopteri; Cypriniformes; Catostomidae
Gene: dhx40
Product: DEAH (Asp-Glu-Ala-His) box polypeptide 40
Exons: 17
Coding region: 211-2424 (737 amino acids)
Cellular component (GO): intracellular anatomical structure
Molecular function (GO): ATP binding; RNA binding
Source: RefSeq, a predicted model, not a curated record